AUGUGGGAGCUCCUCGAGCACGCAGUCAAGAGCGCGUCAGCCAGCGCUUCGAUCUACGCAACCUCCAUACACGAGAAAGCACAUACGCUUGCUGCCUCCGUACAGGAUGAAGCCUCGACGCUUGUCCAGCGUGUCAUGAGCUCCGCUCGCACUGGACCCGUGGACGAGAUUUUGUACGAAGAGUUGGCGGACUAUCGAGCGUUUUCGAGCUCCUUUGCACUUGAGAAAGUGACGCAAGAAAUUGCAGAGCUACGAGACAAAGACGCAGAGAUCCGGGAGCUGCAUGACGCCGUUGUGCCGCUGGAGCUGAGCGAGGGCGAGUUCUGGUGCCGCUACUUUUUCCGCCGACAGCAAUCGACUGAGCAGAAGUGGCGGGAUCAAGUGUCGAUCAAUGAUGACAAUUUGGAACACAACCCGGAGGACGAUGCGCCGCCGCAGACCCAUCGCUGUUCCACAGGACGGCGGAUGAAUCGUGAGGAGCAUGCGUAUGCUCGGCUUUCGAGAGCAGCAGAUGAAGCUGAUCAAUGCGCAGUUGCCCAAUGGCAACAGAAAGCAAGGGAUUUGCACUGUCAGUUGCAGGAGAUCAAGCAAAUUUACGAUGUUAAGGAGAAAAAAUCGCUGAAGGAGUGGGACAAGCAGCUUCAAGACCUUCGUGACACGUACGAGACAAAGAUGGACGCAUUUUCUUCGCGAGUUGAUGCCGCAUGGGCUGCAGGGUACAACGAAGGAGCUCAGGAGAUUGGAGCGAUUGCAAAGAAUGUGGGACAGAAGACGGAGCAGGAAAUGGCACGCUAUCGAACAGAGAUCGCACAGCGGGAUUUUCGUGCAUUGGCGGGUGAGCGAGUGGUCGCUUUGACAAAAGAAAAAGCAGAUUUGGAGCGGGAGCUUCAAGCUGCGCGGGAGCAGAUUGCCGAGCUGGGCAAGCAAAACGAAUCACAGGCGAAGAAGACUCGAAGUGCGGCUUUAGCGGAUGUGACGAAAGAAAGAGAUUUGUGGCGUAUGAGAGCACUCAAGAUGAAGAAACUCAAAGACCUUGUGCAGAACGAACUCACGACGUUGCGGCUGCAACGUGACGCUGGUUCUGAGGCUUCAUCGACAGGUUCUGAUAUGUCCGCGACUGGUACUCAUUCAAAUGAUCACAGCAAGCUGCAGGCUCGCAUGAAUGAGCUGCAGGCGCAGCUUGCAAACAUGUUGGCUAAUUCUGAAGCCCGGGCUUGCAAAGCAUAUGAAAAGGGUGUUGAGAUCGCCAAGAUCGAAGCCGAAAAACGAGUAAAGCAAGAGCGAGACAUAGCAUUUCAGGAAGGAUACAAGACAGCGCAAGCUGAAGUCAAGAGCGAAAUGGGUUUGCUGAAGGCUGAGCUCGGAAUGUUUCGCGCUUUCCAUGAGAGUGCGAUCCAUUGCGCAGAUCACGUGGACGAAAACGCAGAAAAUUUGCUCGACACUUCACUAGACGACAUCUUGCUGGCUGACGGACAAGCUCUGUGCUCGCCAACAUCAUCUGUCUCAGUCUUUAUUGACGACGGCAAGAACGAGUGUCCUGUUCCUGCGGGUUCCAAGUCUAAUGAUGAUUGGGGCGAGUGGUGA
Messenger RNA from Peronospora matthiolae, 1584 nucleotides. The record is from the annotation of a GenBank genome assembly. Lineage: Eukaryota; Oomycota; Peronosporomycetes; Peronosporales; Peronosporaceae.